GAAUCCCCGGUUGUCCAUUCGAACGUACAAUGCGGCAAGCGCGGAGUGCAUAUUUCGCUGCAUGCUGCCUGGAGGAAAAUACGAUUCCCACGAGUUGACGCUAACAGAAGAAAGUCCUGAAUGAUGUGAGAUAUCCUUGGCGAAGUAACGAUGCAAUUUAAAGUCAUCAAAGUAUUUUUUCACCAAACCAAACCCUGCUGAUGAUCGUGUAGGCGGAGCGAGUGCAGCAUGCAGUUCUGUUUGACUGCCAGUACGGAUACCGUAUGACAUUUUGCUGAGCUGUGGCUGUAACAUAUAGUGUGCAUGAUGACAAGGUCACUUUAGAUUGCUUGAACCAGGAAAUUGAGGAUGAGAUAACAGUGACUUAAGUAUUUUAAUAUAGUUGACUUACCCAUGCUGACAACAACACCAACCUCGUACUUCGUAGUCGUACAUAGCAGUAUGUAGGAACAACAUAACGGUAACUUUAACUUACUUUACAGUACAGAGAGUUCUCUAAGGUUAACUAGCUCUCUUAACUUCUCAAGAUGGCAUCUGCCAUUCUCUCUGCACCUCAACAAGUUCCUUUCAUUGGAAGAGCAAGGGACAUGAACAAUGUAACUGAAGCUUUCAUGGAUACAAUACUGAGCAUCAUACAACAUGGGGAGAAGCAAGUCUGUUCACUGACCAAGCUAGCUCUCAUCUGUGGAGGUCCACUUGUCGGUAAGACCCGCUGUGCAGUCGAGACUGCUCAGGAGCUUAAAAGAUUAAGCAGUCUAUCUGAUGUCCAGCUGAACGUCCACUCUGUUGAACUCCAAGGGCUCUGCAAUGCACGUCAAGUAGAGGCGAAGAUGGCAUCAGCUAUGUUACCAUGGCAACAGAGGGAUACCAGGAUGUUGAGAGGUUUUAGAGAUGUUUUGGAUGACCUGGAGGACUGGCAUCUGUUCAUCUUGGAUGGGGCAGAGUGCUUUGGGGGCAACAACCUUCAGAAUGAUUUUAUGGUGUUAUGUCAAGAGGUCAUCGAGGGGUCAUCUAGGGUGCUUAUUAUGAUCACAUCUCAAUGGAAGUUCAACUUCAUCAGAAUCAUGAAACAGGUACUACCGAUCCACCUAAAUCCAUUUUUACCAGAAGAAUCCAAGCAACUCCUGUUCUCCGUAGCAACCGAUCUGGAAGAAUCAGGCAACGAGGAAGACAUUGAUGAGAUCAUCAAGCUGUGUGGGGGGAUCCCCUUUGCCCUUGAGCUUGUAGGAGCCGACCUGAGAGAUCAAAAGCGACAGCUUGCCGACAUCAUCCAUGACCUCAACAAAGGUUACAGGGAGAAAAGGGCAAGCUGUCAAACCUUCUCUGAUAGUAGGGAUGGGGAUGAGAGUAGCAUAGUUGAUGGUGAUGGAAAGAGAACAGAGGAUGAUGGUGAGGAGGACAGGAGAAGCAAAGAAGAGGAGCAUCUUUCCAAUCGGGUCUGGCAAACUUUGGAACAACUUAUGGAGAGCAGUGUGGAUAAGUUAUCCUGCCCUGUAAAGAAAAGGCUCACUCAGCUGAAUUUCAUCUCAGCUUCAUUUACGGCUGAAGCUGCCGCAUGCAUCACCAACAUCAACCCGACGUCUUGCACCAAGAGGGAUCUACUCAUCCCCCUCCACACACGCUCUUUAAUCGCCAUUGAUACGCUCACCAAUCGCUUCAACAUCCUCUCCUUCCUGCGUCUGUAUAUUGAGGAACGGUACAGCCUUUUCCUGUCGCCUGAAGAGACGGACCUGGUGAGAGUGAGGUACUGUGGAUUCUAUGCGAGACUACUGCAGAGAGCAGCAGAGUUACUUGAGCAGGACAAUGCGUGCAAAUCCAUUCCCAUCUUUACAGCAGAACUGCAGAACAUGCAGAAACUGCUUCAGGAAUCCAUCCACUGCUUUGAAGAUAGCUAUGAUCUGUUUGUUGAAGUGGCUUACCAGGCUAGACAUCUAAUCCUUCUCUUCAUCCCAACCAAAGAUGCCAUCUCAUUCUACCAGGCAUGCCUGGAAGCGGCAGAGAGGAGGAAGGACAAACAGCGUCAAGCUCGGAUCCUCAUUUCAUUGGGUCGUCUGGUACGCUAUGUAGACGGUGACAUGAAGUAUGCUGAAGAGUUGUAUCGUCAAGCUCUUGGUCUUUUGGCACGAGAUGGGGACAGUCUAGACCAUGCUGCCAUCUUGUCUGUCCUUGGCUUUUAUUUCUUCGACAGUGCCAGACCAAAGUUAGCAAUCAGCUAUCAGGAAGAAACACUAGAGAUGAUAGAAAGGUUGGAAAGGAACUUGGGGGAUGACGAUCAUGAUGAAAGGGAUUCUGGGAGGGAAGUUCUUUCUCCCAGAAUGCAACUGUGGAGACUCAAGGAGCAGACAUUGGUUGAAAUGGCCUGUACUCAUGCGAGACUGGCUGGGAAUAGCAUCAAAGGCAUUUCCUGUCACGAGCAAAGCAUUGAAAUCCAGAAACGAUUGUGGAAGGAUCAUCUGAAUAUAGGCGAGAACUACUACUGCAUGGCCAUGGUCUACCACAACAUGGGAUAUAAGGAACACGCUGUGAGAUAUGUCUUACAAGCUCUAGAGAUCAUUGAAAGGUUGUGCACCCAGCCCAGUGGCACCCUUCUAGUUUGCUACAUACACGUUGCUGCAGUCCUCUGUGGAUGUGAAGAUGACUUUGCAGGUGCUAUGCGCUACAUCAAGAAGGCACAUCGAGUCCAAAGUCACCUCAAGACAAAGAAUAUCCUCGUUUUCUGUCUCCAUUACAUCGAGGCCAAGAUAGUUGCCCGGUCAGGCAACCUCACCAGAGCGCGUCAGAUGUUCAAGGAGGGUUUCGGUCUGGCCAUGCCGAUUCUGGGAGAGCAUCUCAAUACAGCACGGACUCUGCAGUCCGAAGGCUGGGCGGCACUGCGGCUCGGCGAUUGCGACGAUGCCUUGGAAACCCUUCAGCACUGUCUGGAGAUGCGACAGAAGGCCUUGAAGAAUAUGAAGUGGAACGUGGAGACAGCAGAGACAUUUGAAACCAUGGGCGAUGCUUGUGCUGCCCAAUAUCAACAACAGAGGGCGCUAGAUUAUUACGAACAUUGCUACCAUGCACUGGCUGACCCUAUUAGGUGCUACACUAAAAUGAGGUCUCCAGCAGCGGAGAAAGUUAAAGAUCUCAGAAGUAUCAUCUCCCGAAAGAUGGGAAUCGUUUCUCGGAACCAAAAGGAAUGGGAUCAUGAAGAGAGGGCGCUGAUGACAACAACAGUCAUCUACGACUACAACUACUGGCCUAUGAUUUAGGUCUGAAAAUAUGACAAGCAAAAGAGUUUCAUGAAUUUGCAUAUAACUUUUCGUUUUAAUAGUCAAUUACUUGUGAUUAUGUAUGCAGUUUUCAUUAAUUUUUUAUGAACAUUUGUUUCAUUGUAGAGCACUGUGAUACAACCAAUGUGAAGAGUGCUAUAUAAAUACUAAUAUUGUAUUGUAUUGUGGUAUAUUGUUAAUUCUGUCUCAAAAUUUCACAUAGGUGACCCUUGAUUUCACUUGUUUUAAUUUGCUUUGAACAUGAGUUGGUUUAGUUUGGUUUUAAUUUUCCAUUUCUCAGAAAAAAGUGCUUCAUCGUACUGUAGCCAUUAACAUUUUUAAUUUAGUUUGUUUUUAUUUUGUUUUCUUGUUAAAAUAAUCAAAGAAAAAAAAAAUCAAAACAGCAAUUGAGAGUGCCCUAUCUCAAGCCUAAAGCAUGAAAUGGACAAGGUGUCAAAAUGAAGAAAAAAACCGAAAGAACACAAAAGUGGUUCAAUAACAGAGACUCAUCUUUUAUUUUAAAAUAUGAAUAAAUAAGAGAGAAACAAAAACAAUAGUCAUAAAGAAAAAGGUGAUACAAAAAAGAGAAGAGAGAAAGUGUCUGUUACUUGUGACAAAAGGCUGAAAAUCUCUAUGAAAUGUUAUCCAUUUUAGAUGACUGAUUUGUAUGGCAAGAUAUAUAUUUCACAAUUUGUGAUAAUGUACACAAAAUACUAUUUAUCUAAGGAUCCAGUAUCAAAUUUUAAGUUAGUUCUAUACCAAAAAGGUAGAAUAAUAAUAACACUAUAUACAACUCAAAUAAUGUCUGCUGUGCAAUAUACAAUAGCUGUCAAUUUUCAUAAGCAUUGAAGAAGAUAUCCCACCCCUCCCAUUUUAUAAUCAAGUAUUAAAGCCUUUUUUUUUCAUCAAUUAUUUAUUCUGAUCAACUAUGGUCAUCAAUUUGAAUGCUGAAGUUUUUUGUUUGUAAAUGCAGAGUGUAGCAAUGUAUUUUUAUCUAUUUUAUCUGUAAAUAUAAGGUAUCAUAAAGGUGGUUAAACAGAAGUAACUCAUGAAUAGAUUUUUAUUUUCCUUUAGAAAAUUACUUUUUUCUGAAAUAGUAUAGUCUCUUAGAAGAGAUUGGCGUGACUGUAAACGACUUGAGGUUCAUGAGAUUCAGAUAAAGUGAAUUACAAUUUAAUGUUAAGUACAAUUGUGCAAGAAAAGGAUUUACUAGUCACAAGAGUGUGUGGAAGGUAGACUCCAUGAAUUGAUUAUUGCCACAGGCAAGAUUCUGUCAUUUCUCAUGGUAAUAGUUCCUUGAACUGGCUUUAUACUACACAGUUAAAUAUUGAAACACUUCUCAACAAUGUUUGAUUUCAUAAGUUUAUGAAAAUUGUCUUUAUAAAUUCACAUUGUAGAUUGUAGUAUCAAAAGGUAUACAAGGUGGAAAGGUAUUAUCAGCUUACAUUUUUAACAUUCCAGUAUUAAAUGUAUAUUCACAUUUCUACUUUAAAGCUCUCUGGUUUAAAAUGUUGACUACCAGGCAGUAUGUUUUUAUUUUUGUAUGAUAUAUUUUAGAAUAUAAAAUUAUUUAUUGACGGUCAUACAUGUAGUUGUGUAUUUUUCAAAGGAUGUUAAUGUGCUUUCCUCUAUUUAUAAUCGGUGUGUGUACAAUAACUUUGCUGCAUAUGAAUUUCUUGGGACCACAGGAAUAUAUUAAACUAGAAGAAAUGUUAUUUAUUCGAGGUAAAUAACAUAUUUUGUACAAUAGGCUUGUGAAAGAUAAAUUUAUGCUGUAAUUGAUUAAGGUGCAUUCUAGUCUAUCACUGAUAGGCUUUCUUAAUUGCAGAGAAUCAAUUAUGACUUAAAUUUGUGUAUAUUUAUCGGGUGUCAAUAUUUUAUCUGCUUCUUGCCUUUUUAAUAAUUAUUUUCAAUAUAUAUAUCUCUUUGUGCUUUCUUCAAAUGACUUCAUGUAGUAUUUACGUAAAUAUUUUCCUAAAUCAAUUCCAAAUCACUAUACAUGUAUGUAUGGAGAAAGUAAUUCUAUACAAAUCAUACAAAGAUUCUUGUCAUUUUAUUGGUUGAAAGUUAUACAAUAUUUGAUCCAUUUUGUGCUGCAUGCAAAUUUUAUUUUCCAUUGCAUGGCGACCAUGCAUUUUUUAUUUUUCCAUUGCACGGUCGAGCUCUCUCCCUCAGUGUGUACCACUGAGCAUGUGUGUGUACAUACAUUUUGUAUGUGUGUGUGUGUUUGCACGCGUUGAAGUAAGCGCAUCAUCAAAGCUGACUGUGAACACUCAGAUUCAUUAAUCAAAUUGCAUCACAAAAGGAAUGAAAACAAUUUCCUGCUUUCAUACACAGGGAAAAAUAAUCAUGUUUUCAGAGAAAAUGAAUUGUUGGAGAUAGGAAAAUAUAUUUUAAUUUCAUCUGCUUUUGAAUUACGUGAUCUAGAAGAGUCAUUGUAUAAACGAAAUGAUGUACGUCUUCAUUCGUCCAUUAUGCGACCUAUCCACUCUCAUUGAGGCUGUGUCGACUGCAUUGCACGAAGCUGUUUGGCUGAGUGCAAUGGAUUGAACAGAGCCUCAACUCAAACGAGGAUAGAUCACAUAAUGAAUUCAUGCAUCAUUUGUAUAGUUUAUAGUGUACUGAAUAGUCUACUUGUAGCCCUUUUAUCUAUGCAAUUAUGUUUAAUUUUCAAAAUAAUUUUAUACAUGAACUUUUUAAAUUUGUAACUUCAACUUUGCUAGUCAAAAUAAUAAAUCACAAUAUUACACUGUA
Messenger RNA from Lytechinus pictus (painted urchin), 6002 nucleotides. RefSeq lists its product as uncharacterized. The transcript has 9 exons. The record is from RefSeq and is a predicted model, not a curated record. Bases 528 to 3248 code for a protein of 906 amino acids. Gene Ontology annotation, molecular function: protein binding. NCBI's taxonomy places the organism in Eukaryota, Metazoa, Echinodermata, Echinoidea, Temnopleuroida, Toxopneustidae.